Molecule: messenger RNA, 234 nt
Organism: Caenorhabditis bovis
Lineage: Eukaryota; Metazoa; Nematoda; Chromadorea; Rhabditida; Rhabditidae
Source: the annotation of a GenBank genome assembly
AUGGCGGAUAGUUCAACAACUGGCGUCGAUUCGCAGAAUAUUGAAAGCGGAAAUGUUGGCGAGUUGGCGUCGAUGAUCCAGGGAGUUCUGCAGCAGACGCAGGAUCGCUUCCAGCACAUGUCCGACACGAUUAUUCGGCGAAUCGAUGAUAUGACGAAGAGAAUCGAUGAUUUGGAGAAGAAUAUCAGCGAUUUGAUGGCGCAGAAUCAGGUCGAUCAGCCGCCGACUGUCUGA